CGCCCGGCCUCGCCGCCGCCGCCGUCGCCUCGCGGGCCUGGCCCCGCUGCGCCCCGCGCGCCCCGCCGCUCGGGGGGAUGUCUUACAAACCGAACUUGACCGCGCACAUGCCCGCCGCCUCCCUCAACGCCGCUGGGAGCGUCCACCCGCCCUCCACCAGCAUGGCCACGUCCUCACAGUACCGGCAGCUGCUGAGUGAUUAUGGGCCACCAUCUCUCGGCUAUACCCAGGGAACUGGGAACAGCCAGGUGCCCCAGAGCAAAUACGCCGAGCUGCUGGCCAUCAUCGAAGAGCUGGGGAAAGAGAUCAGACCCACCUACGCGGGGAGCAAGAGCGCGAUGGAGAGACUAAAACGAGGCAUCAUCCACGCGAGAGGACUGGUUCGGGAGUGCUUGGCUGAGACGGAACGAAAUGCCAGGUCCUAGCUGCCUUGUUAGUGUGGGAAGUUUUCCAUCUUCCAAGAAGUUACAGCUCAUCUCUCCCGUUCAGAUGAAACUUGUUUUCAAAAUGGUAACAGUUUG
Molecule: messenger RNA, 521 nt
Organism: Rhinolophus ferrumequinum (greater horseshoe bat)
Lineage: Eukaryota; Metazoa; Chordata; Mammalia; Chiroptera; Rhinolophidae
Gene: CDK2AP1
Product: cyclin dependent kinase 2 associated protein 1
Exons: 4
Coding region: 78-425 (115 amino acids)
Cellular component (GO): nucleus; cytoplasm
Source: RefSeq, a predicted model, not a curated record